This is a messenger RNA of Saccoglossus kowalevskii, 1319 nucleotides long. RefSeq lists its product as uncharacterized. NCBI's taxonomy places the organism in Eukaryota, Metazoa, Hemichordata, Enteropneusta, Harrimaniidae. The record is from RefSeq and is a predicted model, not a curated record.
AUGUGGAAAGCGUACGACGAUUUUGUCGCAUUUGAUGACGACGACGUUGAUUGGUCGUACGUUUUAGAAGAAAAAGGCGAUGACAACUACGACGUUACCGUGGAGAAUACGGACAAUCAACCCCCAGUGUUAUCUGGUUCGCCAGAAACAUCCUCACUCGCUGUUGACCGUGACAUCGGUGAUCCCUCGGUGACCAGUACACACGGGUAUGAUUGUCCGUUCUGCAGUAAGCAUUAUAAAAGUGCCAGUGGAUUCAGAUGGCAUGUAAAAAAACACCACCACCAAGAUGUGAAGGCUUCUCAGCACAAACAUAUUAUAGCUGAUGACAAUUUAGAAGAUAAUUUGCAAAGAGAUGGUUCUAAAAAUGACAUAAAGACUCCAUCAGUUAGUUCAAAGAAAACAGGUUUUGUCAAUCCUCAUAGAGCUUUGGAUUUGGAUGAACUUAGUCAUAACAUGCCCAAUUAUAUUCAACAGGCAUUUGAAAAAAUUAGAAGUGACCCCAAUUUAAACUUUGAAACAAGUGUUCAUGGAAAGGAUAUUUCUGAAUUAGCACAUAUGCUCGAAAUGAAAAUAAAACUGGGUUAUGACAUCACCACAAUAACAGAAGUUAUGGUUAAAGUAAUAUGGAAAGUUUUAUCAGCUGGGGACAAGAUGACCUUGUACAGCACACAAAAUGAAGAGAUAUGGCAUACCUUUUACAAUGAAUGGAUUGAUACCACCACUACCAAGAUAUUAUCAACUCAAUUUUAUGCAAUUCUGGAGGACACACAAAUUAAUGAUUUUCACAUUUUCCUUUUGACAAGAAUUUUUUUGUUUGAACUUAUUAAAAUUGUCAGGACAAUUGAAAAUAAUGCUGAAGGUGAACUAAAUGCACAUGAACAUGAUGUCUCAUUGAGUAAUGAAGAGAAACAGGCUCUUCGUUAUUUUGCUGGGUAUAUCCCAUUUAAAAUAAUGAAAAAAUUAAAUAGAGCCAAAGGUGGUAUGACCCAGUUGUCAGAUAUAAUUGAUGAUAUGAGGGAAACCGACAAUGAUCAUAGUGGUGGCUGUAUGGCAGCUACAAAAACAUGGCUACACAAGCAAGACCGAGGCGGUUUGUUUAAUAUUACUGACAGAGUAUUUUUGUUCUUCGAAGAAGUAGAGAAAGUAUGCAAAAAGCAUCUCACCAACAAAAUAUUGAAUAUCUCCACCAGGGAUGUUCAUAGCAAAAUUCAGGAUGAUCUAUUUGCAAAUAGAAAAGUUAAUAUUCUUUGGUCUUGUGUGGCAAGAAAAGCAGCAAGUGAAGAGGCUUCAUCAGUUCUUGCUACUAUGGUUAUUAAACU